GGAAGUGCGUUGCAUUCUGGGAGCUGUAGUUCAUGACGUCUUUUCCUGUGUGUUCCGGUGGUACUUCUGUCAAAAUGGCUCGUUCAAUAUCCAUUCAUUUAGCUGUUUUAUCUUCUGUAUAUUUCCUAUUAAUUGCAAGAUUUGUAAAUUGCAACAACGGCAGACGGAUUGGAGACACUUUAGACGCUGAAUUAAGUGGGUUUUCGGUCCCACUUGAACAUUCAUUUGAAGUCGAUGAUAUAACAAACUUUCGUGUGCGAGGGUCUUUGAUUUUAAAACCUGGACGAGAGCAGAGCGUCUCCCUUUCUCAAAACCAGCUUUCAGAGGAGGACAGAAUCAAACUCAAGGAGGUGGCAGCAGUGGAUGGUCUGUAUAAGAUCCGAGUGCCUCGUGUUUCACUGCAGUCUGAUAGAACAGAGCGGCAGAUGGAGGGGCACCUCACAGCCUUUGUCAGAGCUUGUGCGAUGGUAGAGUCCCACCUUAGCGAUGUCCUGACGCUGCACACGGAUGUAUCGGGCGUCCUGAUUGGAGUUUCCAUAGUGACGGUUCCUGGCGCGUGCAAAGGGACAGAAGUGGAGGACGAGGUUGAUCUGGAGAUUUUCAACACCACCCUGACUGUCAUGGCCCCUCUCAGCGCUCCCGGGCCAGAAACUGCGCUCUUCCUGGAACGCUUGGAGCAAGAAACUGAGAAGAAAGGCAAGAAUCCUCAGGAGCAGAAAUCUUUCUUUGCCAAAUAUUGGAUGUACAUCGUGCCGCUCGUUCUCUUCCUGAUGAUGUCAGGAGCUCAGGACCAAUCAGGAGGCGGCGCUGGAGGUGGAGCAGCCAAUGGGGGAGGCCGAUGAAACGCUGCAAGAACGGAAAAAUGGGGAGUCUGUGUUUGUAUAAAUGACUUGAAGUGAGAACAUGGAAUUUCUUGAUAGUUUUGGCACAAUUACAUCUGUUGACUUUAUACACCCAAAAUACUCCUUUCCAUAUAUUUCCCAAUCUUAAAGGAAGUUUAUGUUGUCUGUUCUUUCUGUUUAAAAGAAGAAAAAUACGACAAUCCCAACUGUAGGUGCGGGGUUUUAGGUAGUGACCAAUCAGAUCAGAGAGUCUUUUUAGGUUUAAAACAGCUGGAUUUCAGCAUUAAAACUGGCAACUCAAAUGAGACUUAUGUGAGGCUCAAUCUGCUUUCUGAUUUUUUUGUUUAAAGCCAGACAGACAUACAAGUUAAACAUUUUAAAGACAAGAUUGUAGGUCCAAGACAUAGUAACAACAAGACAUACUGAUUGAAAUAACAAGACAAGACAUAAUGGGACAGCUUGUAGACAAGAUGAGAAAAAAUCUAAAACAGUCACUUGUGGUUUAUUUUUGUGUGUGCGCGCGUGUGUGUAGUUAAACAUGUUGAAGUUAAAGAGAAAAGAGAAAGGGCGUCCAAUGUUUUUCCAAUAAAUCAUUACAUUGUUAUUGGUAAACGUUACAUUUGAUUUGAACAGGUUUACCUAAUAUUGGGGAACAUAAAUAGGUCGUGUUCAUGAAAUUUGAACUACAAAGUCUACAUACCCUCACUUUAAGAUCAACUGAAGACUUGCCAAAAUUAUUUGAAUUGAAUUUGAUUGGGUAAUUUCAACAAACAUAGAUGCUCCCUGUUGUGGAUGUUUUCAUGUGAUCUGCUGUACAUAAUGCUAUCUGUGAAUGGAGUCUAUAGAACAAGGCAAGUGUCAUGCCUCAAAUGACUGUUUUAAUACAACUAAUAAAAUAUUUAUUACAAUCUGAU
Molecule: messenger RNA, 1756 nt
Organism: Periophthalmus magnuspinnatus
Lineage: Eukaryota; Metazoa; Chordata; Actinopteri; Gobiiformes; Gobiidae
Gene: emc10
Product: ER membrane protein complex subunit 10
Exons: 7
Coding region: 33-842 (269 amino acids)
Cellular component (GO): EMC complex
Source: RefSeq, a predicted model, not a curated record